AUGUAUAGAAGCGGCACUAUCACCGCUGAGAACAGCAGGUCUCAGAGUGUCAGCUUAUUUGGACGAUCUCCUUCUUUGCUCUCCGUCACGGCAGCGAGCGGAGACGGACACGAAGUCGCUCGUGUCUCAUUUGGUGAUCUUAGGUUUCAAGAUAAACGAGACAAAAAGCUGCCUGGUGCCCACACAGGAAAUAGUUUAUCUAGGCCUCAGACUGAACUCGGAUCAGUAUCAAGCGUUUCUGUCAGAGGAGCGCAUCAGGUCAAUUCGCGGCUGUCUAUCCCUUUUUCAAAAAGGGAGGAAAGUCCCAUUCAGACUGUGUCUGCGCCUUCUGGGGCUAAUGGCCUCAACAGUCUCAGUUAUUCCUUUGGGACUGUUGCGAAUGAGAGAGUUUCAGAAUUGGACAGCGUCACUGCACUUAUGUCCAAAACGUCACCUCAACCGCAAAGUGAUGGUGUCGGCACUUUGCAUGCGCGCUCUCCGUUACUGGAAAAAACGCUCGUUCCUCGAAUCCGGGACUCCGCUGGGAGCAGUUUCCAUGAGGAAGGUGGUAACGACGGACGCAUCGCUCUCAGGUUGGGGGGCAGUGUGCGAGGGCAGAAUAGCGAAAGGGAAAUGGCCCAUCUCGCUGAGAAGUGCGCACAUAAAUUACCUGGAACUAUUAACAGUGUUUCUUGCUUUGAAACAUUUUGUGCAGUUUCUGAGGAACCACCACGUUCUGAUCAGAUCAGACAACACGACCACGGUGGCAUAUAUAAACCGCCAAGGGGGCACACGCUCUCCUCAGCUUCACAGUCUGGCACAGAAACUGAUUGUGUGGGGCAGAAAACACUUUCAUUCAUUACGGGCAACGCACGUCCCGGGAAUAAUGAAUACAGGGGCAGAUCUCCUGUCCAGGGGGAAUCCUCGGUACAGCGAAUGGAGCCUCCACCCUCAGGUAGUGGGCCAGUUGUGGAAGAGAUUCGGCCGCGCGGCCGUAGAUCUCUUCGCAUCGCGCGAAAACAGUCACUGCCCUCUGUUCUUCUCGCUAGCGAGAGACGGUGCGCCUAUGGGUGUGGAUGCCCUAGCGCACCCAUGGCCAAACGUACUGCUUUACGCGUUUCCUCCGCUAAGCCUGAUCAUACCAACUCUAAGAAGGGUAAGAGAGUACGGCCACUCAGUCAUACUGAUUGCCCCAAACUGGCCGGGGAAAGUGUGGCUGGCGGAGAUAAUGCCGCUUUUAUUCGACCAGCCAUGGCCUCUCCCGCUACGCAGAGACCUACUCUCGCAGGCGCGCGGGGAGAUAUUCCACCCCGCCCCGGACAGGGUUGCUCUUUGGGCUUGGCCCGUGAGAGGUUAAAUUUGAAUGCUACGGGAUUGCCUUCGAGGGUGAUCGGGACAAUUCAGAACGCGAGAGCUGCUUCAACGCGCUCUGCUUACGGAAAGAAAUGGAACGUUUUCGAGCAAUGGUGCGCACAUAAGCGCAUUGUUCCUUUUCUCUGUUCGGUUGCAGAUGUGUUAUGUUUUCUGCAAGAACUUUUGGACAAAGGCAGAGCUUUUUCCACCGUUAAGGUGUAUCUCGCGGCGAUUUCUGCGUGUCAUGUGGGGAUUGACGAUAACACUAUGGGUCGUCACCCGCUUGUAUGCAGGUUUAUGAGAGGUGCACGGCGUUUGAACAGAGUGUCAAGGCCACUGAUUCCGCCGUGGGACCUGUCUGUGGUCCUUAACGCACUAUCUCGUACACCUUUUGAGCCUAUAGACAGCAGUGAUCUGAAGCUCCUUUCGCUAAAGACCGCAUUAUUAUUGGCUCUUUCAACUGCAAAACGGGUUAGUGAACUUCAUGCUUUGUCGGUUCAUAACUCUUGUAUGCAGUUCACUAUGGAUUACUUGAGAGUGUCUCUCAAAACCAAUCCAGCGUUCGUGCCUAAGGUGAGCGAGUCAGCUCUAGCCUAUAAUCAAGCGGAUUUAAUGGCUUUUCAUCCGCCGCCCUUUUCGUCUCCAGAAGAAGAGCGGCUUCACUGUUUGUGCCCUGUCCGUGCCUUGCGUUGCUAUGUAAACAGAACGAAAGCGCUGCGGAAGAGUAAUCAGUUAUUUGUCUCAUGGGCUGAUUCUCACAGGGGUAAACCUAUUUCUCGCCAGCGCCUGUCCCACUGGAUAGUAGAAGCUAUUAUAGUGGGUUAUAACAGCAUGGGCCUUAGCCCUCCAGAAGGGCUGAGAGCUCAUAGUACCCGAGGGUUGGCCUCCUCGUGGGCGUGGUUUAAGGGCGUUUCAAUUCGAGACAUUUGUGCAGCGGCGAGCUGGGCUUCGCCUCACACGUUUGUCAGGUUUUACAAGCUGGAUGUUACGGAGCCGUCUUUGGCUCAUUCCGUCCUAAGUGUGUAA
Labeo rohita (rohu) is the source of this 2358-nucleotide messenger RNA. RefSeq lists its product as uncharacterized. The coding region runs from base 1 to 2358 and encodes 785 amino acids. Gene Ontology annotation, molecular function: DNA binding. Gene Ontology annotation, biological process: DNA recombination; DNA integration. NCBI's taxonomy places the organism in Eukaryota, Metazoa, Chordata, Actinopteri, Cypriniformes, Cyprinidae. The record is from RefSeq and is a predicted model, not a curated record. The transcript has a single exon.